CGUUUUUCGCUGCCGAGGCCGCGGCGGCGUCUUCCCAGCAGCACGUCGCUUCCCUACUUGAUCUGGUGAAGGCGUUUGAGCGGAUUCCGCACUACCUCAUCGCGGCGGCCGCGGUGCGCCUGGAUUUCAACCUUGUCGCCCUGCGCCUGUCCCUCGCGGCAUACCGGCUCGCGCGAGCCAUCGGAGUCGAGGGCGCGUUUUCGGUCUUGGUCAUCGCCACCCGCGGCAUCACAGCCGGGUCCGGCUUCGCCACCAUGGAACUCCAGUUGCUGUUGCACGAGUCCAUGCUCAUCGCGUCGCUACGUUGGCCGAUGCUUCGUUUGUACCUGUACGUGGAUGACCUCACCAUUGCUGCUUCUGGCACUUCCGCGGAGGCCGUGGACGCUGUAUCUCGCAGCACGGAUUUCUUCGUGGACAUGUUCGAGGUGUGCCUGAAGCUCACUGUGUCGCCGACCAAGUCCUUUGCAGUGGCAUCGAAGCCGAGGCUUGCUGUCUGGCUGUCGCGCAGCAUGCGGCGCCAGAUUCUCGUCCCGAAGCGUAGCGUGAAGCUACAUGGCACGCCCUUUUCGGGCGGGCGGAGGCGGUCUGUCGGGGUGCUCAAGUCCCGGCUCAAGGCCUUCCAGCAGCGCACACCGCGGAUCCACGCCCUUCGCCGCCAGCGGAUUGACGUGACUCGCGUGGUGGGGGCCAUGGCUAGCCCCGGCAUGCUCUACGGCAUCGACAUUGUCGGAGCGUCCAACGCGCACCUGCACCGCGUGAGGGUUGCUGCCCUGAGCGCGGCCCUGCCGCCGGGUGCCCAUCGUAACGUGUGCUGGACGCUGGCGGCGGACUGGGCGCCCUCCUCGGAGCUCGAGAGCGUCUUCGGCAUCGCGCGGCAUCGUUUGCAGGAUGUGGUAGCUCAGGGACGGUCGGUGUGGUCUGCUGUCACAGGCCCCGUGGCCGGCGUUAUCGCCACUGCCUGGCGCCUCGGUUGGUCCCGUGAGUCCCCCAGGUGUUUCUACGACGACAACUGCGAGCCGGUGGACUUCAUCCUCAUGUCCCCUGCGAUGGUCGCCGCUGCUGUGCGCAGGUCUGUGGACCGACGCGGGAAACCUGGCCACACGGUGCCGCAGUGGACGGGGCGCUGUCGGUCGCAGCUCUUAUCCGCAGCAACGGGCGGGCAGUGGCCGCAGGUCCGGAUCGCGAAGCUGCCGAACGCCGACGCUUUUGUUGAUCGACGCUGCCAGCUUUGCGGCGCUGCCCUCGGCACUCUGCUCCACCGCCGUGCCUGCGAGGUCACGCUGCCUCCCGAAGGAUGGCCCAACCCGCCCGAGGAGUGCGACCGCCUGGUCUUAUCGCUCCCGGCGGCCCGUUUGGACCUGCUUCGGACUCGAGGCUUGCUCGCUCUCCGGCUGCCGCGUCCAGUGCCGCAGGUAGAGGUUGCCGUCCGGUGGCAUCCUGGCCCGCCAGACGCGAGCCGCACAGACCUCUGCUGGUACACGGACGGGUCCAUGAAGUUUGGGCCGCGGUGGGAGUUGAGGCGCACUGGAUGUGCAAUUCUCGUCGUGUCGGCCGGCGGGGACCUGGUUGCGUAUGGCAGCGCUGUGCCUCCGCCGUGGAUUCGCACCGCUGCAGCCGCCGAGCUAUGGGCCGUCCUCCUGGUGCUGUCCAUCGCCAUCGUGCCGCCGUCCAUCCGCACGGAUUGCCGCUCGAUCCUGUCAGCGGCCGCAGCUGGCACGGUGCACGCCACCAAGCCAUCCGGAAUGCUGGCCCAGGUUUGGUCGCGCAUUUCCACCGUCCUUGAUGGCGACGUGGCAGUGCUGGUGACUUCGGGCAAGCUCACGUGGAUGCCGGCACACGGCACGACCGCCGUGAUCGGCACGGCUCCGCGAUCUGAUGGCGUCGCGGUCACGGCGGUGGACUGGCGGGCCAACCGGCUGGCCGAUGCUGUGGCCAAGGCGGCAGCCGGCUGCCCGCUGCCGUGCGUUGCGGCCCAGCGCCUUCUCCUGGUCGCGGAGAAAUUGGUCUCGCACGAGGCCGCUGUCCUCGGGGCUGUCACUUUCGCGGCGAACCACCACGAGAGGGUCGAGCUCGGGCCGGACGGCCGCCCCCGGCGCGUGCUCGAGCGCGACGCCGCGGCCAUGCG
Messenger RNA from Prorocentrum cordatum, 2125 nucleotides. The record is from the annotation of a GenBank genome assembly. NCBI's taxonomy places the organism in Eukaryota, Dinophyceae, Prorocentrales, Prorocentraceae.